Messenger RNA from Lates calcarifer (barramundi perch), 1544 nucleotides. RefSeq names its product claudin-like protein ZF-A89. Gene Ontology annotation, cellular component: bicellular tight junction; plasma membrane. The record is from RefSeq and is a predicted model, not a curated record. The transcript has 2 exons. Gene Ontology annotation, molecular function: structural molecule activity. Lineage: Eukaryota; Metazoa; Chordata; Actinopteri; Centropomidae. Gene Ontology annotation, biological process: cell adhesion; bicellular tight junction assembly.
AGUGUGUUUCUUUUAUUGCUGGUCACUGUGAGAUAAACAUGGCGUCUGCAGGUCUUCAGGUCUUUGGCAUCUUCCUGGCAGCCAUCGGCUUUCUGGGAGACAUCAUCAUCUGCGCCCUGCCGAUGUGGAAGGUGUCUGCUUUCAUUGGGAACAACAUUGUGACGGCGCAGAUCUUCUGGGAGGGCCUGUGGAUGAACUGUGUGAAGCAGAGCACUGGCCAGAUGCAGUGCAAGGUCUACGACUCCAUGCUGGCUCUGCCCCGAGACCUGCAGGCAGCCCGGGCCCUGGUCGUGAUCUCCAUCCUGGUUGUCUUCAUGGGAAUUCUCCUUGCGGUUGCAGGGGGGAAGUGCACCAACUGCAUUGAUGACGAGGUGGCCAAGAGCAAGGUAGCCAUUGCUGCGGGGGUGUUCUUCAUCAUUGGUGGCAUCCUCUGCUUGAUCCCUGUGUCCUGGUCUGCUCACGAGGUCAUCAGGAACUUCUACAACCCCAUCGUGAUUGACGCACAGAGGAGGGAGCUUGGGGCCAUGCAGACUCAGCUUGUUGGUGUGUGUUUGGCAAUCAUUGGCUUUCUUGGCACCAUCCUGAUCUGCGGGCUGCCUAUGUGGAAGGUGACAGCCUUCGUUGGGGCAAACAUCGUCACGUCUCAGGUCUUCUGGGAAGGUUUAUGGAUGAAUUGUGUGAUUCAGAGCACGGGCCACUCACAGUGCAAAGCCUAUGACUCCAUUCUGGCUUUACCACAGGACCUGCAGGCAUCCAGGGCUCUGAUCUGCGUCUCCAUUGGCGUCAGCGUGGUGGCCAUCGGGCUCACUGUGGUCGGGGCCCGCAGCACCAACUUCUACCAUGACGACAGGCUGACCAAAGCCAACGUUGGCCUGUCCGGAGGAGUGGUGUUCAUUAUAGCAGGGCUCCUGUGUAUAAUUCCUGUCAGCUGGUCAGCUCACAGCAUCAUCACAGGUUUCUACAACCCACUGCCCACCAGUGAGAGGAGGGGAGAGCUCGGUGCUUCCAUAUAUGUGGGCUGGGCGUCUGGAGCUCUGCUCGUCAUUGGAGGAGGGAUACUGUGCAGCACCUACAGGUGCUGAGGCAGAGAAGAAGAGAGUGCACGAUGCCAUCCGUCAAUUACUUAAACUACUAAAAAACGUAAUGUGUUCACUGUGAUGGACUUUAUUUGAUUAUAGCUCGAUUUUCAACAUUUAAUUGCACUGUUUUAACAUUUUGCGAUAAAUCAGUUUCAAAUCUGUGUAAAAUAUUAAAAUGUGUAGCACGUUUAAAGUGUAGAAUAAAUUGUUUGCCCAGGGCAGGCAGUGUUUAUUGCUCUUUUUAAAGUGAAGGAUGAAAAAACGAAGUCUCGUUAAGCUAGUAGUUUUAUAAUGUGACACUUCAGGAUGUUAACUGAAUGAAGGAUUCAGAAACAUCAGUUUAUGUGAGAUGUUAUAUAGCACAAAUUAUGAAUGCUGCAAGUAUAAUCACUUUUUAAGACCUGUAAAACACCUUUAUUAUCAUGUUUGAUAAUGAUCUUAUACAGUAUUUCUUAAAAAAAACAA